This is a messenger RNA of Annulohypoxylon maeteangense, 1033 nucleotides long. RefSeq lists its product as uncharacterized. The transcript is spliced from 3 exons. Bases 362 to 931 code for a protein of 189 amino acids. The record is from RefSeq and is a predicted model, not a curated record. Lineage: Eukaryota; Fungi; Ascomycota; Sordariomycetes; Xylariales; Hypoxylaceae.
AAUAUUUCUUAUAUCUAGUUAUCUAAUACGUACCUAGUAUUGAGUACCUAGUAGAUAUCGGAGCGACUAGCAACUAUUGGAGCAACGGGUAGACUUUGAGAACUAAACAUAUUCGACUUGAGGAAGGAAGACAAAACGUCAUCGUCGAAAAGAGUGCGAAAUCAGUACUUUGUCAAUGUGGUGGAUUCCCCCGGGUGAACAGGCGAAGUCAACAAACUACCGGAUCCCUUCCAAGGUUCUCAUUACGAAAUCCUGACGCGAAAUAAGACGAGGACGACUUCGACUUCGACUUUGAUUUCGGCUAUCCCUCUGACGUUACUGUAACAAAUAAGCGCUCGCGCAUACGGAAACAAACGUAGCGAUGGUCGCGUCAAUAGUCACGGGCUCCGGCUCACUCGUCUACGAACGUCGCAUAGCGCGCGUCCAUCGAUAUCACUGGCCUGCUAUUCAACUGAAUGUUUGGAUGCUCGUCAUGCUUGCUGCUUCAUGCUGCAUCAUAGGCGUCUUCGGAACAUUUAUCGGUGUUCAAAAUCAAUUAGACCUCUACAUACCAUGGUAUUUCCCAUACUUCAUUACCGUCGCCGCUUUGAUGAUCGUCUAUAUCGCGGCGCUUCUAUGGCUGAUAGCCCAACGACGACUCCUACCCUCUAUCGUCAUUCUCGGCUCCUUCAUGUUCUUCGUUCUUUGGAUGGUCGGCCUCAUAGUUGUCAGCAUAGAGCUAUGGGGACCCGUCGGAUCCGUGAGCUCGAACUGUAACCUCCUAGUCUGGAGUGAGUCGCCGAUAGGGAAUAAUCAAGCAACAUUGGCAUGGCUCGAGCAAAGGUCCAUAUGUCAAUCGUGGCAAGCGGCCUUCGCGUUUGCGCUGAUCGGAUGUAUAUUUUUAUUAUGGAUUAUCAUUAUGGCUGUACAAGUCUUCUAUGACGACGCCUAACUGCGUAUUUCACAUGACGUAUAUCUUAUGGCGAGGAGUAAUCAUACUUGUUUACCUACCAAGGUAUCCACCAAAAUUCUUCCGCGUGCGAAUGAUUUUAAG